Messenger RNA from Mesocricetus auratus (golden hamster), 1342 nucleotides. Its product is annotated as serine protease 40-like. Gene Ontology annotation, biological process: proteolysis. Gene Ontology annotation, molecular function: serine-type endopeptidase activity. The record is from RefSeq and is a predicted model, not a curated record. Lineage: Eukaryota; Metazoa; Chordata; Mammalia; Rodentia; Cricetidae.
GUCGUGAUGGGUGACACAUGCUCCCUAGAGUCGGUUUGCCGGCGUCAGCGGUUGUCUGCACGCGCUUCCGGUCCUGUCUGGGACCCAGAGGCAGGGCGGCCAGAUGCGGGGCACCAGGGCCCAGCAAUCGGGCCAGGGUGGGAGAAGAGCCUGCCUGGGGGCUGCCUUACUACUCUGUUUCAGCCUCUUGCCAAUACAUGCCCAGGAUUACACGGCCCCGCUAAGAAACCCACCCACGUUGGACGCCUGGCCCAUACCAAAAGGCCCAAAUUCCCUGUCAAAAGUAUGUGGCAGGACCAAAUUCCAAGGGAAGAUCUUUGGCGGUCAGAUGGCAGCCCCUGAGCGGUGGCCAUGGCAGGCCAGUCUGCUCUUUCGGAACGCUCAUAUCUGCGGAGCAGUUCUCAUCGACAAAAACUGGGUAGCAAGCGCUGCCCACUGCUUCCAAAGGUCGAAGAAACCAUCUGACUACCGGAUCCUGCUAGGGUACAACGAGCUGAGCAGUCCCACCAAUUACAGCCGGCAGAUGACAGUGAAUAAGCUCAUCUUCCACGAGAAAUAUAAGAAGUUCUACACACGGGGGAAUGACAUUGUCCUGAUUCAGCUUCACAGGCCUGUGGUGUUCAGUUCCCACAUCUUCCCCGCCUGCGUACCAGACAGCACCACGAAGGUGCCCCUUGAUAGGUUCUGCUGGAUAAGUGGCUGGGGGAAUCUCAGAGAGAAUGUGUUCCUGCAGUCACCUUUCCCUCUGCAGGAGGCAAAGGUCUUCCUUAUGGAUAACACGAAAUGUGAAGCCUUUUUCCAGACUCCCGAAACCAGCAUCAUUAAAUAUAAAGUUAUGAAAGAUGAUAUGCUAUGUGCCGGCGACAUCAGCCAAGGAAAGUCCAUCUGCCGAGGAGACUCGGGAGGUCCCCUUGUCUGCUCAGUGAAUGACUACUGGUAUGUGGUCGGGCUGGCCAGCUGGAAGGGGGCAUGUCUCCAGCCAAUUUCCAGGCCCAACAUUUUCACCAAUGUCUCCUACUUUUCCGACUGGAUCAAGAAGAAAAAAGAAACGCCUGACGCCGACCCCUCCUCCGCGCCCCCUGAGGAGAGUGCCCCCAGUAUGGUAGGCUGGAGGAAUUAUGGCAAUGGUUCUACCAACAAACCCAGGAUCUGCAUAACUCUGCUGUUUUCUCAAGUCCUCUUUCUGCAGUUGAUUUGGCUCCAGAUUCUGUGAUGGCCCUACAGAGGUAUGCCAGCUGUCAUGGUCUCAUCAACCUUGUCACCGAGCACCACCUUGAAUGCUCAUCUGUCUAUCUGAGGUUACCCCUGCUCCAGGCCUGACAGAAUAAAACAACUGAACAAA